This is a messenger RNA of Strigops habroptila (Kakapo), 3024 nucleotides long. It is a transcript of the gene KLF11, whose product is annotated as Kruppel like factor 11. The transcript has 4 exons. The coding region runs from base 100 to 1686 and encodes 528 amino acids. NCBI's taxonomy places the organism in Eukaryota, Metazoa, Chordata, Aves, Psittaciformes, Psittacidae. Gene Ontology annotation, biological process: regulation of transcription by RNA polymerase II. Gene Ontology annotation, molecular function: RNA polymerase II cis-regulatory region sequence-specific DNA binding; DNA-binding transcription factor activity, RNA polymerase II-specific. The record is from RefSeq and is a predicted model, not a curated record.
CGGGUGCUGCGCGAGCUGCGCCUCCUCCUGCUGCGCCUGCUGCCGCUGCCGCUGCUGCUCCUCGGUCACACCGCUGCCGCCGCCCGCCGCAGCCGCGCCAUGCACGGCUCGCCCUGCUCGGAGAUGGGAGAUGCGUCCGCGGUUGACAUCGUGGACAUCUAUGAGUCUAUCCGUGAAAGGCAGCGUCAUGACAGCGAAAGGUCUACCUGCAGCACCUUGGAGCAGAAUGACAUCGAAGCUGUUGAAGCGCUUGUUUGUAUGAGCUCCUGGGGUCAAAGAUCGCAGAAAGGUGACAUAUUAAAGAUAAGGCCACUUACGCCCUUCUCGGAUUCUGGUGAUUUCACAAUGCACACCGAGGCAACAUCUGAAUUGCCGAAGGACUAUUUAUCUACACUGUGCAUGACCCCUCCACACAGCCCUGACUUUGUUGAGAUAUCAGCUGCUACACUCCUCUCCUCACAAGUCACUUAUUCCAAACCAAGGACUGUCAUGGCAAAUACAGCUGCCUGCUCAGUCACAUCAGUGACCAGUGCCUCUCCCAUAACCAAGCCAUCUGUUACCAACAUGUCUCCAAGCAGCCAGAAGGCAGUGAUAGCUGAAUCGUUUGCCCCUCAGCCGUGCAGGGCCAUGGCAACAAGUGUCAUACGUCACACAGGAGAUAGCUCUGCUUACCAUCACAUUCCUGCUGUGCAAGAGAAAACAAAGGUAACUUCAGGCUACAGUACUUCCAGAGACUGGUGUGGAGUGGAUGACCGAAGACAUUCCAAACUGCCACAGGACUCCUGUGCUGCUGAUGAUUUAAUUAACAAAACCUCUCCAGUACGUCAACCUUAUGCACAGGACUCCAGUGAUACUGUGACCAAUAAAGGACAACUACCAGUCCGGCCUCUUUCGCCGCAGACCCACUUACCAAAGAGUUGUGAGAAUGACUUGCAAAAAAGAGCUACCCCAGUGACACCUGCCCCUGUUUCAAGCCCCCAGGUUCUCUGCCAAAUGAUCCCUUUAAAUGGACAAAGCAGUAUGAUCAAUGCCUAUGUUAAACCUUCAACUCCAACAGUCUCAACUCCCAUGAAACCUAUUUUACCACAGACAGCCCCGCUCUCUCAGCCUGUGCUCAUGGGACCUUCUGUGCCUCAGGGGACCGUCAUGUUGGUUCUCCCACAGACUGCUGUCGCACCGACACCACCGUGCCCACAAACAGUAAUGACUGUUGGGAACACCAAGUUACUGCCCCUUGCCCCUGCUCCUGUGUUCAUCGCUUCUGGUCAGAGCUGCGCUCCCCAGGUGGACUUUUCUAGACGGAGGAAUUAUGUUUGCAACUUUCCUGGGUGCAAGAAAACCUAUUUCAAAAGCUCCCACCUCAAAGCCCACCUUCGCACCCACACUGGAGAAAAGCCUUUCAACUGCAACUGGGAGGGCUGUGACAAGAAGUUUGCCCGCUCAGAUGAACUGUCACGCCACCGCAGAACUCACACGGGAGAGAAGAAGUUUGCUUGUCCGGUGUGUGAGCGUCGCUUCAUGCGCAGCGAUCACUUGACAAAGCACACCCGCCGCCAUAUGACCACAAAGAAGAUCCCCAGCUGGCAGACAGAGGUUGGCAAACUCAGCAGGAUUGCCACGGCAGAGAAACCGAAAAGCAGCAGUGCUCUGAGUAUGCUCAUCCCCAUGCCACCGUCUGUCUGUUAGGGCUAGUGUGGGGGAGCACCUUCUCUACAAACUGACUGAAGAUCAGGAAGAGCUCUGAUGGAUAGAGCAGAACUGACAAUGGCUCUUUUCUGCCGUGUUUGUGCAUACUUUAGUUUCCUUCAGUUUAGGUCCUCUGUUAAUAAUGCUAUGUGAGAAAUCUAUCAUAUAUUUUCUCGUUCCUUCCCUAUUUGGUUUUUUCCAAUACUUGGGCAAAUGCAAUCACCAGCACUUCAGGAAAGCAGAACUCUUUGGAAAUGAUUUUGGCAAUAGGUUAAAAAAGUAACUUGUAAUGCUUGCUGUUAAUAUUUUGAUGGACAGUAAAACAGGGUGAUUUUUAAUUUUUAUACUAGUAUUUUCUAUACCAAAUAUAUUUUGUAUUUAUUCAUUUUGGUCUUGAUAUACAGGCAAAUUUCUUGACCGGCAUUAGUAGGGGUGUGCAGGAUGAGACCCAGAGUUUUGGAAACUCCUUUUCAGUAAACCAAAACAAUUGCAUUCAGAGCAUUUUGUAAACAUAGAAUAUUUGAUAACUUACAGUGCUUGGGAUUUUCACACUUGCAGAUCCUUAUCCUGCGAUGGGCUGGUGCUGUUACACCCUCUUUUCACAGGUGAUACUGGAGGUUUGAGAUUGAAGUGUGUCAUCAUUUUUCAAACAAACCAAACCAGAAUGACUUCCAGAAGACAAGUGGUGGAAUCUUCAACAUUUUAUAAAUUCAUACCUUUUGCAAGUGCAUGCUGUUGGGAUGUUGGUUGAAGUUUGACAUACUGGGCAUUCCUGAGUCCACGCUCCACCAGAGCAAAGUUUGGAGGAGCCACACUGCUCUGGUGGAGCUAGAAGCACAAACACUGUUUAGAAACUUUGACACUAAAAAUUAUGCUUUACUUUCAGUCCUACUAAACCAGCUUAUCAGAAUCUAGUGGAAAGUGCAAAAAUGGCAAGAUAACACGGGGAUAAUUGGCUGGGUCUCUGGGUUUUUUUAUUUUUUGGAGUACAAGAGAAAUACAAAAUUGAGGUUUUUUAUGUAUUGUGGAUGCUUGUGCACCUUAUAGGAAAUUGUUCAAGGCUUUCAUUUACCUGUAUCAAAGCACCAGAGGAAGUACUAACCGUGUCUUGACUUAAGAAACAGCCACCAUGUCUAUUUGAUGAUGCUUUUCAUGUGGCCUUGUAUUUCUCCACAGUACUUUGUAUGAAAUCACCCUUUUCUAUUAAAUGAGAUAUUCUCCCUGUUGAAUGCAUUUUCUUUACACCCAGUGUAAAUAUGGCUAAGAAGUGGAAUUGCUGGCAGCAGGAGUGCUGUGUUGUAAUGGCAUGGUAUGAGUAAUAAAACGAAAUGCCCGUAG